Molecule: messenger RNA, 3093 nt
Organism: Mauremys mutica (yellowpond turtle)
Lineage: Eukaryota; Metazoa; Chordata; Testudines; Geoemydidae
Gene: SATL1
Product: spermidine/spermine N1-acetyl transferase like 1
Exons: 8
Coding region: 2128-2724 (198 amino acids)
Cellular component (GO): cytosol
Molecular function (GO): N-acetyltransferase activity
Source: RefSeq, a predicted model, not a curated record
CUCCUGGAUCUCUGCAAGCUCUCCUGCCUGUGUCCUCCUGGGAUGUUGUCUUUGGGCAGCUCUUGAGUAGCUUGCUGGCAGGAGCUCCUUUCUCCAGUCUGCUCACUCCUCUGGUAGCCACCAUGCCCCUCUGCUUCCCAGCCCUUUUAUCCUCCCAGCUACUAUGAGGCUUCCAAUCACUAGAGGCCAGCAGUGCCUGUAUUAACCUUUUGGUCACUGGUCCAGUGUGGGGUACAUAAACCCCAUGACACAGGGAUAUUAGCAAUCUUCACCAGCUAUGGGUAGACCACAGCAAUGGUUGCCUCACAAACCGCCAUCACUACACCACCAGCAGUUGGUAUGAUAUGAAACUGUUUAGCCACCAACUUGUAGCAGUCUGGGGCAUCCUGCUUCCAGAUGCCAAUGGCAACCCACUUCUGGAUUGGAAUGGGUGCCCUCAUGUGUCUCCUGGUGCUGAAGGGUCAGGGCAAGCUCCUCAUGUAGCUCCAUAAAGGUGUCCUUCCCCAUGCAGAAGUUCUGGAGCCACUGCUGGUCAUCUCCAUAUGCAUGACAAGGUAAUCCCACCACUCUGUGCCUGUGGUUCUGCUCCAGAACCACUGGUCAGCAUGGGAUUCCAUAGCUAUUAAGCUCACAUUAGAUGUCACUGCUUCACCAUGUCUGCAUGCAGCCUGCAUGAUCUCCUAACCAAGACGUCUGCUUCCUUCUCAGGCAACAGAUCACUGCUGAAAUGCCUUCUCUUUGCCUGAAGUUGUAAAAACAGGUGUUGCAUUAAUGCCAACAGCUAGAACAGGUCAUGAUCCUGAGCUGGAGCCAUGCCUUGGCAUCUGCUGGAAUUGUGGCUGCUGACAGAAAUGAGAAUCAUACAGAGGUGGAAGUACUUUAGUUUACUGCAUUGGUGGGCUAUGAAUUCUUAUGCACAGGAGACCAGGGAGGAUACAAGUCCUCUCACAAUACACUGGGAAAAAAUUCAUAAAGCAGAUCAGCUUAGUAUAGCACUAAGAACCAUGGGAAAUGCCCCCAGAAAUACUAGCAUCUAGCCUGGGUUAGUGCAGUGCCAAUGCGGACACAGAUAAAGUGUCGCUUAGCAUCAUGGACACGCCACACCAGGCUUCCCAUACCUUGCUGCUCAGACCCAGAUGAACUGCAGUGAAGACAUACCCUUAGAUUUCAGACUCCAGAGAGGCAAUAAGAACAUCUAUUCCAUUGCUUUAGGGAGAGUAAGUAGGAAAUUAAGAGUGAGGGACAUAAGAUGUGGGGAGGCAAAGGGAAGGGAGGGCCCCCCAUCAAAGUACAAUUCUUCCAACAGACCAGAAAUUUCUCAUCAAAGAUGUCUGAGAAGGGCAGGAAGUAAUUGGGAGCAUUUGAACGAAGAAGACGACUAAUACUGUUUCUACAGCAAACUUAUAUUAGCUGACAGAGCACAAAUGGAAGCAACUCCUAGAGAACAAAAAAAGAACGGUAAAGCUACAUUUGGAUUUUGUUUUUUUAGCGAUGUCAUGAGAAAACAUUAAGGGAGUUAAAUAAAUAAACAAACUGAUUUGCAGUUCCAUUAACAUGUAGAUAGAGGUGGGAUGGAUUUCCUUUAAAAACAAAUAUAUGCUUAAGCACUUUGCUGGAUUAGGGACCAUAGUAUUGAGCACCUUGUAGGACUGAGACCACGUAAAGUCUCCUGUGUAGCCACUCUAUGCCGGCAGGAGAGCUCUCUCGCCAGCAUAACGAACCCGCCACUAAUGAGCGGCAGUAGCUAUGUCGGCAGGAGAGUGUCUCCCUCCAACAUAGCACUGUCCACAUCGGCAUGUUUGUUGGUGAAACUUUUGUCAGUCACAGGUGUGCUUUUUCACACCCCUGACUGACAAAAAAGUUUUAACAACAAAAGUGCCAGGUAUUCUUAUAUCUCACAUGCCAACUUUUCUCUAGAUUAUCAUAACCUUGCAGAAUUCAAAAAGCCUAGAAUGUCUAAUAAUAACAUAUACACAUUGUUAGUUAUCAUAAAAACAUCCUUACAUCUAUGCUUUUUUCCUAUUUCAACAUAAUUUCCACCUAGCACAAGAGAAGAAUGUUGUCCACUAGACAAAGCGUGAAUAGUCUCAAUGAUUGAUUUCAGUGAUCCCAACAGCCUGCUAUGCCAUGAACCUGAGGCAGGGGGAAAUGUCUGGCCUUGGUGCUGGCGCCAUGAGCUGUUUCCGAAUCCGCCCGGCAGAGCCCCAGGACUGUCCUGAAAUCCUGCGCCUCAUCAAAGUAAGAGGGACAGUGAGGUGUGCAGGCAUCUUUCCCUCAGAACUAGCUGCAUAUGAAAAUAUGCCAAAUGCAGUAAAAUUAACAGAAAAAGAUUUGCUUGAAGAUGGCUUUGGAGAACAUCCUUUCUACCACUGUCUAAUAGCAGAGGUGCCAAAGGAGGGACAAACAGGAAGUAGUUGCAUUGUAGGCUAUGCUAUGUAUUACUUUACAUAUGACCCUUGGAUUGGCAAGUUACUUUACCUGGAAGACUUCUAUGUCAUGGAACCAUAUAGAGGCUUGGGCAUUGGCUCAGAAAUCUUAAAGAGAUUAAGCCAGAUAGCAAUCAAAACCAACUGUAGCUGCAUGCAUUUCCUUGUAGUCAUUUGGAACAAGCCGUCUAUAGAGUACUAUGUGAGACGUGGAGCUUUAGACCUUUCCACUGAAGAGGGCUGGCAUCUCUUCAGAUUUGACAAAGAGAAUCUUCUCAGAAUGGCAUCUGGAGAAUGAAGGAAGUUCCCAUUCACCAUUCCAAGAUUUGUGAGAGAUUAGAUUAUUACUCUGCAAUCAGUUUGUCCUGCUUUCGGUUUUGCGCAAUAGAACAUUUGCUGCUAACAUCACGGAGUUCCAGUUUGUUAUGCAUUUAACAAGAUUAAUCAAGUUUAUGUAACUGCUUUCUUUUAUGUCCAGCAGCCUUUAUUACUAUUAGGUACUAUUAGAGUUAUUAAAGUUUCUUUCAUCGUUUGUUACAUAACUGGACACCAUUCAAAGAGACCCCAUGUUUAUCUCCCCCCUCACAUUAACAAAUAGAUGUAUAUGUUAAAAAGUGUUACUGUACUGUAUGCAUUGUAUCACAAGCUUAUUUAUAUUUAAAGUAAU